CAGAGUCCUGAGCGAGAAGAGAAGACCCCAGCCGGGAGGAUACAGCCUGUUCACACCGAGGGCGAGGAGCGGUAUUAUCUACUGCUCUGUGUAUAGGAGAGGUCCGUGCCCUGAUGUCUGUGUAUUAGGAGGAGGAGAGGACGUUGUGACAGUUGUCGGGGACAUGGCGGAGCUCAGUGAUGACGCCAGCGAGACGGAAAUGCUGAGCUGCAGUCUGUCCAUGUGGUAUGGCGAACCAUCGGGUGGCCAGGAGUUGUCGUUGGACCUUCACACAGCGGCCUCUAUUGGUCAAUGUGAGGUAGUGCAGAGCUGUGUGCGCAGGAGGGAUGUGGAUCUGAAUCAGCCCAACCUAGGAGGAUGGACGGCGCUCAUGUACGCCUCGUACAUCGGCCAUGAUGCUGUGGUCAGCCUGCUGCUGGAGGCGGGGGUGGAUGUGAAUUGCAGAACGCCCAGCGGGCAGACCCCUCUUAUGCUGGCAGCCAGCUGUGGGAAUGAAAGUGCAGCUUACUUCUUGAUCAAGCAAGGAGCUGAGAUUGAGGCAAGAGAUGCCCGUAGCUGGACCGCCUUAUUCCACUGCACCAGCGCCGGGCAUCAGCGGAUGCUGCGAUUCCUGCUGGAAAAUGGAGCCAAUGCAGAUGCAAAGGAACCGGUUUAUGGUUUCACUCCCCUGAUGGAGGCAGCAGCAUCUGGACAUGAGAUCAUAGUGCAGCAUUUACUGAAUCAUGGGGUUAAACUUACUGAGACAGACCACAAUGGAGAUACCGCCCGCAUGUUAGCAGCCAGAUAUGGCCAUUCUAGGAUAGUGUCGCUGUUGGACUCCCAUCGUGCCAAGGGGGGUCGGACUCACAGCAGAGGAUCAGCACGUCAUGAAGAUCUCAGCUCAUCUGACGAGUCCUCCUCAGCUCCCCACCGACCACGGCACCAGCGUAAACCUAAAGGGCCCAGUAUUCAUGAUGGUCCCCAAGCCCUGGCCAAGAUAACGGGUGGUGGGCCCAGCUAUGGCGGUCAGCUCCCCCCUCAGGGUUACGUUACCUUCAAUGAUGUGGACUAUGAGACUGGAGGUUCAGAAGAUCUAAGAUAUCGUGAUGUCACCUCACCGAUCAAUGAGCGCGAUGUGGAGAGUAAUGGCAGCAGUAAAGUGGAGGGGUACACAGGUAGACAGCGGAGCAGCAGCAGUGAGGGGAUCUGUAUCAACACCGGCAUGAGCAGCGAGGCUUCCCUGGAGAGCAACGAGGACUCGGAUCCAGCGUUAGAAACCGCCAACAGGAAACACAACAAAUCAUUUGGCAAAGGGAGGCAGCGCAAUGGUGACGCCCAUACCGGCCCUGGACCCUCACACUGCAGGACGUCCAACACACUGGCAGAACCAAACAUCCCACCGUAUAACGGGCCCAAGGACCUGGCAGAGCUUCUAGAGCAAAUCGGAUGCUCCAAGUACCUGUCCGUCUUCCAGGAGCAGGACGUCAAUCUCCGAAUCUUCCUUACCCUUACUGAGAUCGACCUGCGGGAAGUGGGCAUCACCUUAUUUGGACCAAAGCGAAAAAUGACCUCCGCCAUUGCCCGCUGGCAUAGUUCUGCCCGCCCUCCAGGAGAUGCGCUAGAACAGGCCUACGCCGAUCGCCUGGAAGCCGAGAUGCAGGAACUGGCCAUACAGCUUCAUAAGAAGUGCGAGGAGACGGACACCUUGAAAGGACAGGUGGACCAGGAGAGAGAGCUCCGAGCUGUAGCCGAGGGCUGCCUCAUGGAGCAGGAAACUAAAUGGAGGGCCUUUUGCGGCCAGCUGGAAGCCACUAGCAACCUGGCUGCUGAUGCACAGCGGGCACUCGCCCAACUCAGGAGCUGCCAGGAAGAGCUGUCGCUCCGGCUGGGCAAAGUUAACGCUGCCAGGACACAGACACCUGCCAGUAGGCCUGCAGCUCCUCAAGGAAGUAAUGCCGCCCCACUGAAGUCUCAGAGCGUGCAGGAGCUUUCAACAUCUCUGGAGGAAAGCUCAGUGGUGUUAGAGAAGGCAGUGAGAGCGCUGCAGGAUAACCUGGAGAAGAUGAGAACUUCAGACAAGGGGAGACAUAAAUGGCCUGAUCCUUGAGGAACCAGGAGACGCUUUGACCAUACCUCAGACGGUGGGUGAAACUUUCCACCCCGAAGAUGUUCCGAUCCUAGAUGGCGCUGCCCCCUGCCCUUCUCUGCUCGGAUGACCACACAGAAGGGUCUUUCCGUGCCCUCUCUGGGCUGAUGGUGUCGGAGGCAGACUGCAAUACCUAGUGAUAUUCUACUGAUCCCUUUUUGCAGAAGGUGCGAGAGGGAAGGUGAAACUUUGAUGCAUCCUUGAUGAAGAAGCCGUUGCGAAGCCUUUUAUUUUAUUGGAGGGGUUGAACUGAUCAUGGUUUAGACGCCCAUCAAUGAUUCUUAUUUUAACAGAAGGAUGUAAUAGGUCGGCUGGAACGAUGGCGCUCAGCUGAACGUUUAUGUACUCUCAAUAAAACUAUGAAAUAUG
Bufo gargarizans (Asiatic toad) is the source of this 2494-nucleotide messenger RNA. RefSeq names its product ankyrin repeat and sterile alpha motif domain containing 3 (gene ANKS3). Lineage: Eukaryota; Metazoa; Chordata; Amphibia; Anura; Bufonidae. The transcript has 17 exons. Gene Ontology annotation, molecular function: protein binding. The record is from RefSeq and is a predicted model, not a curated record. Gene Ontology annotation, cellular component: cilium. The coding region runs from base 164 to 2086 and encodes 640 amino acids.